This is a messenger RNA of Arachis duranensis, 1860 nucleotides long. RefSeq names its product kinesin-like protein KIN-4C. The record is from RefSeq and is a predicted model, not a curated record. Gene Ontology annotation, molecular function: microtubule motor activity. Gene Ontology annotation, biological process: mitotic spindle organization; microtubule-based movement. The coding region runs from base 61 to 1680 and encodes 539 amino acids. The transcript is spliced from 12 exons. Lineage: Eukaryota; Viridiplantae; Streptophyta; Magnoliopsida; Fabales; Fabaceae.
UUUCUUUUUUCUGCAAAAAAAAAUUGAAAAGGAAUUGUCCCUCUCUCACAGUUGAGGAUCAUGAAACGGGCGAAUCGCAGAUCGAAGCAGUCAAGCCCAAUCGACGAUGCUUCAGCUUCCGCCGAGAAGGAAAAGCAAAUGUACGAGGAGAGGAUCCGCGAGCUCGAGCGAGAGAAUAAAGCGUAUCAGAUGGAAAUUGCGGAACUGAAGCAGAAACAGGGAAAUUAUUCAGCUGCGACGAAUGGAGUUGAGAAGCUUAAGAAGCAUUAUCUUCAAAAGCUGAACCUACUUGAAGAGCAGGUAACUGAGUUGCAGAGUAAGUUAGCUUCUCGGUCUCAAUUUUCAACUCAAAGGAAAAGAGUGGAUGAGUCAAGUAGGCAGUUCCAAUUUGAGAUUCAAAGUUUAAAGGCUCAGAAGGUUCAACUGCAAUGUAAGAUGAAGCUAGACUCUGUGCAAUUUAGAAUAUGCAAAGCUAUGCUAGAAAAAGAAAUUUUGCAGCUUAAGAAAGAGAGGAGAACAUAUGAUAUCAAGGUUCAAAAUUUGCUGGCUUCAAAUGACAGACUUAAAAUGGUGUUGCAACGGAAGACAGAAGCUGCUUUUACUGCUACCAAUCGUCUAAGAGAAAUGAUUGAAGCUCGGAAAGUUAUAUCAAAUAGAUCAGCUGGUGCUAGAAAGAGGAAUAGUCAAGCAAUUCAUGCUGCUGAGCAUGAACUUGAAGUUACAACUAGGUUACACAAGUUAUGUUCUCAGUACGAAUCCCAAAUCGAAAAAAUGGCUGUAGAAAUUGGAAGGCUGAAAGAGGAAAUCGAGAUGCAAAGAAAUGAAAAUUUAAGGUCUGAAUUCCAGGUUGAAGAGACUGACAGCUUUGAGAAAGAGGUUGAUAUCCAAGAUUUAAAGGAACAAAUGAAUGGUCUUGGUUGUCUGCUCAGAGAAUUAAAAUUGCAGAAGGAGAUGCUUGAUUCCAAGGAUAAAAAGCAGCAGGUUCUAGAUCAGCCUCUUUUCACUGAUCAGAGCAACCGAAAGCUACUGAUGAAAAUGGAAACCCCGGAAACAAAUAGUUCAAGUGACAGUAAUGCCAACGGGGAGAGAACAGAUGAAGGAGUUUGCUGCACGUGCAGCAAGAGAUCCCUAUGCAAGACUACAAAAUGCAAAUGUCGAUCCAUCGGUGGUAGCUGCGGACCAUCAUGCGGCUGCAAACUUUUCAAGUGUACAAAUAGGGAAUCGAACCAAAUAGAAGAAGAAACUGAAGCAAUAAUAUCAGAAAGCACGGAGUGCAACAUGAAAAUGAAUAAUUCAGCUGUGUUUGAGCAUGGAAACAUAAUUGCUUCUGAAUGCGCUAAAUUGCUUCAGAGUGCACUUGUUCAAAAACCUGCUAGCUACAGAGACAACCCAGGACCAAUAAAGAAGCCAUUAUCUGACAUUCAAAACUCGCUGGGCCAAUUGGACAAUCAAAAACAAGGCAAGAAAAAGACUGUGCGGAAGCCCAUAAUUCAGUUGGUUACCAACAAUCCAAUGUCCACGUCCCCAGAAAAUAUAAGCAGCAGCAGCACUGAACAGAGUAAUUCUAUUCAGUCCAAUGAAUUGGCAACAUCAGUUGGAGAUGCACCUGUUGCCCGUCCUUCAAGAAAUCCACCACGGCACGCCAAAUCUGUGGUCGGGAAAGAGAACUACCUCACUUAACUAACUCGUCUUCCUCAAGUAGAUGUGAUCCCACAUUCAACCUGGCCGUUGGUGAGUGUUAAAAUUCAUGCAAAUGCUGAAUUAUUGAGUGUGGAAAUUGGUGUCAAUACAGGAAUUUGCCUUAUUUUACUACGAACCCCGAGUGUAACAACUAAACAAUUUUUUAUCUUUCUACCAGUG